AAGAAAACGCCAAGUCAAGUCGCCAAAUCAAAUCAAUUAUGGAAUUAUUGUUCCCAUUAAACCUAUCAUUAUUGUCAAAAAUUCCCUGAUUGUAAGGAAGCUUAGUGGUGGUGAUUUAUCAAUUAUUGUUUGAACAAGGCUUUUAUUGAUCUCCAAACGUUGACGCUUCUAGUAAACGUAAACAAGACCUUUACUGUUUUGUUGAGUUGAACAGUUGAACAUUGAUAGUUUAGUUUAGGUUUUGGAUUAGACAACCUAGUUUUUCUGUUGUCGAUGAUUGGCAAGAAUAAGAUGGCAAAAAAAAGACGCUUGUUGGGAACCCCGAGUCCUAGUUCUUCUAAAGCUAGAUUUGAUAGUCGCAGCAGUGGUGAUGACGUGACAGUAGCAAGAGCUCAUUUGAAGGAAACACUCCAUGACAUCCUUCAUGCUGACGAUGACUCCAGCUCAAGCCAAGAUGAUAAUACUGCAAAAGCUCAAGCUGUGCCUAUCAAAAAAGAACCAAAGCCACUGGUUCGUCGUAGAAAGCGCAAGUCCGGUGCGGAUGUGGAGUUGGCCUUCCAUCACCACACGUUCGUCAUGAAGCUGUUUGAUCGCAGCGUGGACCUCGCACAGUUCAAGGAGGACACUCCUCUGUAUCCCAUCUGUCGAGCGUGGAUUAGAAACCAGCCACGAAUACCACUUCCUAUUCCCACGAUAGAGAGUACAGAGAUCAAGAGGGAGGAGGAGUUUAACAAUUAUCAACUGGAGCUGCAGGGACUGAGAGAUGUGCACAAGUUCCCCGCCCCGUCGUGCCCCGCCUGGCUGGACAGAAUACCUACUGUCAACAUACCACCUCUCCAAGGAGUCAACCUUGACUAUAGUUCAGAUGAUCUUCCAACUGCUGAAGAGUUAUUGAAAGGGCAUCUGUCAAGGUGGGGUAACGUCCGUAAAAAAUGGAUAGAAGCCGCUCAACUCAAUGAGGCCAGGUUUGCAACAAGUGCAAAAAUACUUUCAAAUAUGUUCAAAAGAUCUCAGAAUCUAUAAGGAAAAUACGGAAAACUUCCAGAAGAUGAUUAGUGAUUUAGCAUGAUUUGUAUGAUGAGUGUUUUACUGGAAACUUACAAUGUUUAUAUAUCUAUG
Messenger RNA from Macrosteles quadrilineatus (aster leafhopper), 1119 nucleotides. It is a transcript of the gene mip40, whose product is annotated as protein lin-37 homolog. Lineage: Eukaryota; Metazoa; Arthropoda; Insecta; Hemiptera; Cicadellidae. Gene Ontology annotation, biological process: negative regulation of transcription by RNA polymerase II. The transcript is spliced from 7 exons. The coding region runs from base 274 to 1023 and encodes 249 amino acids. The record is from RefSeq and is a predicted model, not a curated record. Gene Ontology annotation, cellular component: Myb complex; transcription repressor complex.